This is a messenger RNA of Rhodofomes roseus, 1434 nucleotides long. Its product is annotated as ClpP/crotonase-like domain-containing protein. The transcript is spliced from 7 exons. Gene Ontology annotation, cellular component: peroxisome. Lineage: Eukaryota; Fungi; Basidiomycota; Agaricomycetes; Polyporales; Fomitopsidaceae. Gene Ontology annotation, molecular function: delta(3)-delta(2)-enoyl-CoA isomerase activity; enoyl-CoA hydratase activity. The coding region runs from base 282 to 1112 and encodes 276 amino acids. The record is from RefSeq and is a predicted model, not a curated record. Gene Ontology annotation, biological process: fatty acid beta-oxidation.
CUCUCUGCAGCAUACUGUGUUCACAGCUGGGAUGUUCCAUCACGACGGCGAUGCUCUUACUGCCCAGAAUACUAUGUGGUUUUUUGAGUUGAUAUUUCUUAUCCUGCUCAUUUCAGGUGCCAUCAUCAAACCUAGUACUGUCAUACAUCCUGCAGCUGUCACCGGACUCACCGGAUGAGCUGAGAUCGAGAAACCGCGCACACCGUCCUGCCAAGGCUACUUGCUUGAUCCUGGUCCUGCUGACUUCGCUUCGGUGUGUCUACUGCUCCUCUUGUCCAGCCAUGUCUUACCCUGUGGGCCUGCCGUCCGACAACCCAAUCGUCACCCUGACGCAUCCUACGCCCAUCAUAUGGGUCCUUGAGCUGCACAACGGGGAGGACAGCAGGAUCAACGAGACGCUCAUCGACAAGGCGUUGCAGCCCGCGCUGAACAUCGUCGAGCGCGAUUGGCGCGAGGGGUGGCGCGCAGCGCGGAAGGCGAAGGAUAAGGACGGCGGCGGCGGUGCGUUGAUCAUCGUCGGAAAGAGGGGGCAGAACAAGUUCUUCAGCAAUGGGCUGGAACUAGACAAGCUUAGGAGCGACCCGCACUCAGCGCAUAACUUCACGCCUCUCGUACAUAAUCCUUGGCUCAGGAGGCUGCUGGCGUUUCCCAUUCCUACCGUAGCCGCAAUAAACGGCCACUGCUUCGCUGCGGCAAUGAUGCUCGCGCUCUGCUGCGACUACCGGGUCAUGACAGACGGGAGCAGUCGGCGCGCAUGGAUGUGCAUGAACGAGAUCCACUUCGGCGCCGCCUACCCAUUGUCCUUUGCCUCCAUCAUCCGCACGAAAGUCCCAGACCCCCGCACUCAACGCAAGGUUGCACUCGAGGGGCAUCAUUUCACGCCCCCCGAGGCUCUCCAAGCUGGUCUGGUGGACUUCCUGGUCAAGGGCGACACAGAGGCUGUCAUCGCGAAGGCGCAAGCGGUUGGCGAGUCGGUUGCGCGUAUGGCCACGGCUGGGGCUUGGGGUGUCAUCAAGCGUGACUUGUACCGGGAUGCGCUGGAGGCCUCUGCGCGAGACGAUCUCUUGCAGCAGAUUGACGCAGACGAUGCGGCCGCGAAGGCACGGCUCUAAAUUUGCUGGCUCGGACACGUAGCCUGCUGUAUAUGAUGUAACGCUAGCUUUUUGGUACUUGUUCUUCGUUCCGAGUCUGUUGAUUCCUUACAUACGUCCAUCUCAGGAAGGUGAGCUGCCGAAUGGGCUAACCCGACAUUGGUCCGUGUGAGGACCGUACCACUGUCUCAGUGUCUGCAGACCAAGUUCGCCAUGAUAUUCAACGCUGAACCGACGAUGCAUAAACCGCGCAAGCGAGAACCAGCAGGAAGAUGUUUCUGUGUCUAGAUGCCGGCUCGGAGGAGACUUCAGCGAUGACAUCAUGCGAUUGUAACAUCGCCGC